AAUAGUACUCUUAAAGGUUAUGGUCUUUAAACGAAUUAUCCUUUGGGCUCCCCUUGGGGCCGCGCUAAAAUUUUCGUUAAGUAACUGACUUUUACCAAAGGUUUGAACCUGAAGUUUGAGUUUGAACAUCAAGGAAAAGUUGGUUUGCUUUACAAUGUUUUAAUAUUAGAUGUGAAUAGGACUCACAAGAAAACGACAGAGCCCAACACAGAAAUAUUUACAUUCCAUAUACGAGACUUAACAGAUCUUCCUACGAAAGCAGAAACACAGACGAUGAGGCAUUUCCGCUGCGGUGUACGACUACUAAUCGUAGUGAUCACCGGGUUGGCAAUUGCAACGGUUGCCGUUUUACUGCUUCAAAGCAUUCAGCAGAUGACGAUUGCAGUUCCCGUGGAAACUAGUGAAAAUCUCCAGAUACAAGAUUUUAUUGACGAAAUGACAAGAAGUACUCCGUAUGAAGCAACAGCUUUGGAAAAGAAAGAUUUGAGGUUUAGUCCUGCGGCAACAUAUAAUACUCUUAAUAAUUUUCCAUUAAAUCCCGCGUCAACAUCGGAUUCUUCCGAACGGAGACGAAGUUUGGUCGUCUUCGGGGCAGACCGUUCGGGAACGACUUUUAUCAGCCGAAUGUUUAGCCAAGACCCUCAGGUAUUCAUGAUCUACGAACCCCUCUGGGUAACGAAAAGGUGGAGGAAAACCGAACCACAUCGAGACUGGUCGAGAAGUGAGCUGGAGGUGAUAAAUGGAAUAAUUAGCUGUAACUUUCCAGAUUUUCCUAUGGCAACACAAUUUUUGGCCCACGCGUCACGCAACUGGGCAGCGGCACCGUUCAAAAAUCCAUUCCAAACAGUAAACUUCUGCAACGUUUCCAAGACUGGUAAGAGCAUGUGCCCUAACCUCUAUCUCGCGCCUGAAUUCGCCAAGGAGGCCUGUGCAACGAAAUACAAGCACAGCGUUACUAAAGUAGCCCAGGUUCGUGUGCCUGACCUAAUGCUUUCUAGCAUCGUACCACAGGUGUUUCUAGAGAACCCGGAUACUGACGUCAAAGUCAUUCAGAUUCUCCGAGAUCCGCGCGGAAGCUUGGACUCUAGAAUUAAAUUAGGCUGGAUGCCAAAACACACAUCGCCCUCGUUCACUUACCACGUGAAAUUUCCAUGCAAUAAAAUCGCACAGAAUGUAAAAUAUGGAAGAAACUUGCCCGAAAAGUAUCGUGACAAGAUUAUGGAAAUAUAUUACCGAGACAUAGCAAUGUCCCCCGUAAAAACUGCCUUGAAAAUCUACCAAUUUGCUGGAUUUGAGAUUUCGGAAGAUUUAAUUAAAUGGAUCGUUUUAAACACCAGCCCAAGCCAAGAAGCUCUUGCCAGAGAAUCCUCAAGGGUGUUUUCUUCUGUUCGGAACUCUACGGCAAAUAUCGAAAAAUGGCGCAGGGCCCCGGCAGAACAGAACAGGAUAAUAGAACGAGAGUGUCAUGAACUAAUGCAGCUGUUAGGAAUCGAGAAGAGAUGAAGCAUGAAAUACAGUAUUUACUUCAAGUGAUAAGCUGCAAACGUUUGUACUGGUCU
Messenger RNA from Pocillopora verrucosa, 1559 nucleotides. Lineage: Eukaryota; Metazoa; Cnidaria; Anthozoa; Scleractinia; Pocilloporidae. The record is from RefSeq and is a predicted model, not a curated record.